UGACGUUAAAGGUUCUCUGGGGAAGCGGAGGACGGAGCCGCUGGCCCUGUGAACAAAAUGGCAAAUGCUGAGGCAGGCAAGAAGAUCUUUGUUCAAAAAUGUGCUCAGUGCCACACAGUGGAAAAAGGUGGAAAACACAAGACUGGUCCAAACCUCUGGGGCCUUUUUGGCAGAAAAACAGGACAAGCACCAGGAUUUUCUUAUACCGAUGCAAACAAAAACAAAGGUGUUAUCUGGGGAGAGGAGACUCUGAUGGAAUAUUUGGAGAACCCAAAGAAAUAUAUCCCUGGAACUAAAAUGGUCUUUGCUGGUCUUAAAAAGAAGAGUGAGAGAGAAGAUCUUAUUGAGUAUUUGAAACAGGCAACAUCUUCAUGAAAUGCUCUUACAACUUAAAAAUUAUUAGCUAUAAGCCAAAUUUUUCCAAUUUCAAAUAUUGCAUGUUUGAAGAAGUCAUAUUUGACCUUUCCUGAUCAGCUUGUAGUAAAUUUAACAUUUUAAAAUAAAAGUUGAUAUUUUUGA
Molecule: messenger RNA, 519 nt
Organism: Balaenoptera musculus (blue whale)
Lineage: Eukaryota; Metazoa; Chordata; Mammalia; Artiodactyla; Balaenopteridae
Product: cytochrome c 2
Exons: 3
Coding region: 58-375 (105 amino acids)
Biological process (GO): mitochondrial electron transport, cytochrome c to oxygen; mitochondrial electron transport, ubiquinol to cytochrome c
Cellular component (GO): mitochondrial intermembrane space
Molecular function (GO): electron transfer activity; heme binding
Source: RefSeq, a predicted model, not a curated record